Cuscuta campestris is the source of this 1801-nucleotide messenger RNA. NCBI's taxonomy places the organism in Eukaryota, Viridiplantae, Streptophyta, Magnoliopsida, Solanales, Convolvulaceae. The record is from the annotation of a GenBank genome assembly.
AGUGGCUCAAGGUGCAAUACAUGAUCAUUUUUAUGAACCCCAUUGUGAUUGAUUGGACGCCAUUAAUGAGGGGAUUUGGUGUGGGCCAAUUGUAAUCUACAUGGAUCUUAUAUUUAAAUUUUUCAGAAUUUAACUUGGUUGUUCGACUCCAUACGCAGUGCCCAUAAUCAUUUAGGAUUUAUUCAUAUUAUUCACAAUUAAGUUAAGUUAGAUGUAACAUAAAAAAAUUAAAAAAGUACUUAAAUUUUUUCGGUUCUGAUAUAAUAACAAAUAUCAUUUUGUUCCAUUCUUUAAAAUUAUUCUAGGUGAUUCAAAAAUAAGUUAAUGUUACCAUUCCUCAUACUUUAAAAAGGGAAUGAAUUAAAUCGGUAAAUUUAAAGUCGUAGGUUUAUUAAAAAACAUAAAUAAUGAAUCACUUAGAAAAAUUAAAAAAAACGGGAUUGAGAACAUUGCAAUUUAUUGCAUUCUCAUGGUGUGAGGCAGAGAAUAGUGUAUUCGGUAUGUGGUUCGAUACACCCCAGGCUCAAGGUGGGAUUUGACUUCGUAAUGAGUGGGAUUUGGUAUCGGCCAACUACUAUGUCGCUUGAAUUUUUAAAAAUCGAGAAUGGUUUUGGGUAUGGGCCUGCAUUCAUAUGGAGUCGUGAUUUGCUAUUGGGCCUAGCAAUACGCUGUCGACGUGGUUAUUUGGCUGUCCAUGGAGAUGGACAGCCCACACCUACAGGAGCACACCAACAGGGAUAUAAACCAUUUAAUGUGAUUUACACUUCAUAUAAAAUUUAAUUAAUAAAUCCAAUAAGCAAAAAAUUUCCGGUUUCAAAACUUUAAAAAAAUUCAAAACAAUACAUAAUGUAUAAAAAAAUUUAACUUUAACAUUUUGAAUAAAUUAAGCCCAUGCUUAGAUCAACUACCUGACACGAGAUCGAGCCCAUUAAAUGCCACUUCCCAUCAACAUUGAAGUAAUUUAAAAAAAUAAAAAUAUACAAUAAAUAAAGGAUUUCAUGUUUUAAUUUCAUAUUAAACAUACAUUUAAUGUAAAAAAAACUUUCUUUCAAAAUAAAAAUAAAUUUAGUUCGAAGAUGAGGUACAAUAACUUGAGUUUAGCUUUCAUCUGUACUCCCUGCUAUCAGAAUAUAAUAGUUUAAUAAUAAAGAACACUUUUUACACGUAAAGAAAGUAUAAUCUUAAAAAAGAUCAGUUUUUCAUUUAAAAAAUCAGAUCAGUUUCAUGCUCAUGAGAGGGUGCAUGAUUCACAUUCAAUGUCUCCUUUCUAUUAACUAUUAUUGAAAACCAAACAGGAAUUGCUUAUAAAAAUAUCUACUUCAAAUGCUUUAAAAAAAGGAAUUCAGAUUCCAGAUUUUAAAUGGACCGAAAAAAAUAAAAUCAGCAGUAGAAUGUGUAAUUCUCCAUUGCAAAUAUGGAAUUAUUUCACAGAAUUAUGGUUUUCUUAAAUACAGAUCUGUGAGUUAAAAAAUGUUAAAAACAGAUCUGAGAUUCCAUGAGAUUGAAUAUAUUUCCCAUAUUUCAAGAUCUAGAAAUAUUGAAUGUGAAUUAAGAGGAGAAAAAUCAGAUCUGAGAUUCCAUGAGAUUGAAUAAUAUUACCGCAUGAUGAAAAUUAAGUGUCGGAGUAGUUCAAAAACGCAGCAAGACGUUGGCGUAUGCAUCGAUAGGAUCCAGAUAACGAUGGUAGAUGAUUCUAGGAGGCGGUGAAUGCUCAAUUUGUGAAUCAGGAAGAUGUAGGGUUUCUAGAGAGAUGUAGAGAGUCGUAGGCAGCGGCGAAUGGUAGAGGUAAUCUGGGAUUUGG